AUGUCCUACGAAAUGUCGACCCGCCAUGCGACGCGAAUAGGCACAAAACCAUUCAACCACAGCCAAUCCGAAGCAGCUGAACGAGAAUACGACCGACUCCGGGACCUCGCCAGACAAGAAGCAGCCAAACGCGCCUCCUGCUCCGCCCGCUCCCAAGAAGCAUACCAACGCGGUGAUGGCGCGGCAGCACAUGCGCUGUCGGAAGAGGCCAAGGCCCAUGGUCGCAAGAUGGAAGAGUACAACAGACAAGCAUCGGAAUUCAUCUUUCGAGAAAACAAUGCUCCCGGAAGAGUCCCCGCCGACACGAUCGAUCUGCACGGCCAAUUUGUCGAGGAAGCCGAAGACAUCCUGGAAGAGCGGAUCCGGUAUGCUCGAGCGCACGGCGACAAACAUCUCCAUGUCAUCGUGGGCAAAGGGAACCAUAGUACUGGACAUGUCCAGAAACUCAAGCCUCGGGUCGAACAAGUCUGUCAGGAGCUGGGGCUGCAGUAUCGCACCGAACCGAACGAGGGCAGAAUCUAUGUUGACUUGACCGGUGGUGCUGUAGAUAUGCAGAAUGCGAAUAAUUGGGCGGGAUAUCAAUCACAGCAACAACCGCAAACAUAUUCAGGCAUGGCCGGCCAUCAGCAACAACAGGGUUACGGGCAUCAACAGUCGUAUCAACAGCAUCCUUCGCGGCCUCAUCAGCAGCAACAACACCAACAAGGUCAUGGACAGGGCCAGACUGAUCAAGUGGAAAAGCUGGUCAAGAAGUUUCUUCCGCGGCUCAUUGACAGGCUUCUCAGGUGGCUUUGCCAUUGA
Capronia coronata CBS 617.96 is the source of this 801-nucleotide messenger RNA. RefSeq lists its product as uncharacterized. The transcript is spliced from 2 exons. Lineage: Eukaryota; Fungi; Ascomycota; Eurotiomycetes; Chaetothyriales; Herpotrichiellaceae. The record is from RefSeq and is a predicted model, not a curated record. Bases 1 to 801 code for a protein of 266 amino acids.